This is a messenger RNA of Pyrgilauda ruficollis (rufous-necked snowfinch), 1810 nucleotides long. RefSeq names its product proteasome 26S subunit, non-ATPase 9 (gene PSMD9). The transcript is spliced from 6 exons. NCBI's taxonomy places the organism in Eukaryota, Metazoa, Chordata, Aves, Passeriformes, Passeridae. Bases 16 to 897 code for a protein of 293 amino acids. Gene Ontology annotation, biological process: proteasome regulatory particle assembly. The record is from RefSeq and is a predicted model, not a curated record. Gene Ontology annotation, cellular component: cytoplasm; nucleus. Gene Ontology annotation, molecular function: protein binding.
CCGCUGUGCUACUACAUGUCACCAUCAACGCUGUGUGCCACCAACAGAGCCGCCCCAUGGCACCACCGCAGCAGCGUGACCCAGAACGGUGACACCGCUGGGCCACCCCAUGCCAGCGCCACAGCGGUGUGCCGCGGUGGCAGUGACGCAGCUGUGCCACCCCUCUGCUGCCACCGCCGUGUCACCGCCGUGUCACCGCCGCACGGCCCCGCUGGCCCCGCCCCCGGCCCCGCCCCCGCCCGUCCCGGCUCCCGUCCGGCCGCGGCCAUGGCGGAGCCCGGCGGGGGCCGCCCCGUCACCGUCAGCGAUGUGCAGCAGCUGGUGCGGCGCAAGGACGAGAUCGAGGCGCAGAUCAAGGCGUGCUACGAGCUGCUGGAGGGGCAAAAGGGCGUCGGGAUGCACGAGCCGCUGGUGGACGCCGAGGGCUUCCCGCGCUCGGACAUCGACCUGUACCAAGUGCGCACCGCCCGGCACAACAUCAUCUGUUUGCAGAAUGACCACAAGGCCCUGAUGAAGCAGGUGGAGGAAGCCCUGCACAAGCUGCACGCCCGGGAGAAGGAGAAGCACGCCAAGGAUGAGGCAGAGGCCUUGGCCGAGGCCAUGAGCCAGAGCCAGAGCCUGCCCCAGGCCUUUGCCAAAGUGAACUCCGUGACCCCGGGCUCUCCUGCCAGUGUCUCGGGACUUCAAGUUGACGAUGAGAUUGUGGAGUUUGGAUCUGUCAAUGCAAACAACUUCCAGAACCUGCAGAACAUUGCCACGGUGGUGCAGCACAGCGAGGGGAGACCCCUGAGUGUGACUGUGAUCCGUGGUGGCAGAAGGGUGCACGUGGGGCUGACUCCAAAGCGCUGGGCCGGGAAGGGCCUCCUGGGCUGCAAUAUCAUUCCUUUACAAAGAUGACCAUGGCUGGGAGAACAAUAAAGCUGAAGCUUGUGCCGCUUUCUGGACUCUGAUCUGGUUUGAAAACUUCCCUACGUGGUGUUGCUGUGACCUCUGGUGCCUGAAGGGUUCUGGCAGAGUUCUGCAGUUCAGAAUUGCAUUGGUUGUCAGGAGGAACCUGCAGAGCUGCAAGAUGUGGCUUCUCAUCUCUUCCACUUGUAUCAAUUUAGAAUAAGGCUCUAGAGAGACCCAAAUCUCCCUUGAUACACGCUCCAAAGAGCUUGAAAUGCUCUGUUUUGGUGAUAACAGAGCAUUCCUUUUUUCUCCCCUUUAAAACUCCUCACCGAAUAUCGUGUAAUAUAUGCUAAAAAGUCCUAGAGCACUUUUUGAUGCCUGUCAUAGUAGAUGACAGGCAAGAGAUAUGCAAGUUUGAUACAUCUUCCCCAUGUUGCCACAACUUUUAAAGUCAUUGAACAUACUGAAAGGAUUUUUGAAAUGCCCAGUUAUUUUAACACAAUGAGGUAAAGAAUAGGGGUUAUAAUUCUGCUUUUGGAACUUCUAGUAGUUUAUAUAGUUAUGAUAAAGCACUCCUAAUCUAGCUUCUCUCUGUUUUCUUUUAAUUUUUUAAAAUUUUGUUUAUUUGCAGGAGUUGAUUUUGGGGUGUUUCCUGGUUCCAGCCAGGACAGGGUUUACCUUCUUGUGCCUCCCAUUCUCCUCUCCAUCCUGCUGCAGGAGCAGUGGGGGGAGUGGGUGGGUGGCACAUGGUCUGGGGUGUUUUCAGUGGGAACAGUAAAUUGGGGAAUACCAUUCCUAAACCACCACAGAUGCAUAAACUGUUGGAAGGGAUUCCAGGAAUGACUGGUUUGUUUAAAGCUUAUUUCCAGUUGAACUUCAAAAUAGUCUCCCAAAGCAAUAAAACUGAGUAUUGCCUCUC